Rhea pennata is the source of this 1092-nucleotide messenger RNA. RefSeq names its product galanin receptor type 1-like. Gene Ontology annotation, molecular function: G protein-coupled receptor activity. The transcript has 3 exons. Lineage: Eukaryota; Metazoa; Chordata; Aves; Rheiformes; Rheidae. Gene Ontology annotation, cellular component: plasma membrane. The record is from RefSeq and is a predicted model, not a curated record. Gene Ontology annotation, biological process: G protein-coupled receptor signaling pathway. The coding region runs from base 1 to 1092 and encodes 363 amino acids.
AUGGUGGAACAAGAAGACAACUUGGUAGCUUCCCUUGGAGCCAACACUCACAAGUGCAGCCUUAAGACUAACCGAACAGAGUCCCCACCAUGCUGGUCAGGAGCAAUGAGUGGUGGCCCUGAAGUGGUGAUUGUACCGGUGCUUUUUGGGCUGAUCUUCCUCCUGGGAAUGGUGGGGAACACACUGGUGUUGGUUGUUUUGGGGCGCCUCUGGCCUGGGGGACGUCUAUCACGCAGUGCCACAAACAUCUUCAUCUUGAACUUGAGCAUUGCAGACUUCUCCUUUCUGCUCUUCUGUGUCCCCUUCCAGGCCACCAUCUACUCCCUGCCAGAGUGGAUCUUUGGCGCCUUCUUUUGCAAGUGGGUGCACUACUUGGCUAUGGCAACAAUGCUGGUCAGCAUCUUUACUCUGGUGGCUAUGUCCGUGGACAGGUACAUCGCUGUGGUUCAUGCCAAGCAUUCAUCCUUUAUCCGUAGCAAGCGUAACGCUGCCCUUGGUGUGGGCAUCAUUUGGCUGCUGUCUCUCCUCAUUGCUAUCCCUGUGGCCCAGCACCAGGCCCUUGUGAGUGGCCAUCAGCAAGCACCUAACAGCUCCUUCUGCUGGGAGCACUGGGCAGAUGGUUCAACAGCCAAGCAGACAUACAAGGUUACCAUCUUGGUGGUGGGAUACCUCCUGCCCCUGGCACUCAUCACCUGUUGCUACGCCAAGGUUUUAUAUCAUCUCCAUACAAAAGUAAAGAACAUUUCCAAGAAGUCAGAGAGAUCGAAGAAGAAGACAGCCCAGACCGUGCUUCUAGUGGUCACUGUGUUCUUGCUCUCCUGGCUGCCACACCACAUCAUCACCAUGUGGGCAGUGUUUGGGCAGUUUCCCCUGAACAACACCUCCUUCACCUUUCGCAUCAUCUCUCAUUGCUUGGCCUAUGGGAACUCCUGCAUCAACCCCAUCAUUUAUGCCUUCCUCUCGGAAAACUUCCGCAAGGCCUGCCGGCAAGUCUUCGCCUGCAAAUUCUUCUUGCCACCAGUUCCUGCCGAAAAGCUAGUGAGAAUACGCAUGGAGAACUUCACCACUACACACUCAACAACUAACAUGUAA